This is a messenger RNA of Stereum hirsutum FP-91666 SS1, 780 nucleotides long. RefSeq lists its product as uncharacterized. Gene Ontology annotation, cellular component: NuA4 histone acetyltransferase complex; nucleus. Bases 10 to 726 code for a protein of 238 amino acids. The transcript is spliced from 3 exons. NCBI's taxonomy places the organism in Eukaryota, Fungi, Basidiomycota, Agaricomycetes, Russulales, Stereaceae. The record is from RefSeq and is a predicted model, not a curated record. Gene Ontology annotation, biological process: regulation of transcription by RNA polymerase II.
UUCACCACGAUGACGGCCGAAUCAAGCCCAGUCGACGACGACUUCCUCUCCUCCGUCGAAGGCGAAAUUUCAUUCUUCCGCUCUCUCAUGCGCACACGACCCGUCGGCCUUCACCGCCACUUCCACAUCCUGUCAAUGCGGAACGCUAUCUACAGGGACACUGGCCGACACGUCUCGAUAGAGGACCUCUGGGAGAAGCUUCGAAGUUGCUAUGACCUUGACGCGCUGGAGAACCUGGAAACGGAAGGGUACGAAUCUCCCGGGUCGAGUUCGCCUACGCCACACCAAGCAAGAUCACCUUCACCGAGCGAGAACCUCUGGUCACAUCCCUUCUUUCGCAAAGAAUUCGAACUGCCAUGGGACGAGGAGAUCAUUUCCAUUCUUGACUCAAGACGACUGCGAGGGCCCGAAGAUCCAGCUUCGCCUGCUUCACCGCCACCGCCGACGAAGAGGGGUCGGGGUAAGAAGAGGACGAGGAGCGAUGUGGCUACGGCGGGAUUGAUCGGUGGGGAUAGUGAUAGCAGUGCGUUGACACAGGAGAGUGGAGACGAGAGUGCGUUGCCUACGCCUAGGGAAAGCGCGACGGAUGGUGGGACAGACUAUGCGGAUGAGGACGAGGAAUCUGUCGAGACGGCGAAACCUACCAAGAAGGGGAAGAGCACGAAGAAAGGCGCGUCAACGCGUCGCGCCAGCACUUCUCGUCCAGCAAAGAAGCGGAAACGUUGAUGGUGUUGGUGGUGUACAUAUCUCCGGACGUUCGCUCGCCACUUUGCUGUAAUU